UGCCGGAGCGGAGGAGCGCUGGACCAGAGAGAGACGCGCAAGGAGCGGAGAGCGGGCUGAUGUUAGCGGCCGUGGAGGGGCUCAGUCUGCCAAUUAAAACUAUACAAACAGCUAAGACGGACUUUAUGAAAUAAUUGUGGUUAAUGAAGUUGCUUUAGAUAACAUAGGUCCACUGCAUGACCGUUGCGCUUGCUUGCUUUGCGAUUUGUAACUGCAUGUUUAAAGUGUAUUUACAGGAAUAGGUGGUUUACUUGACGGAGGCUAGUUUGUGCCGUCAUUCCUGCAAAGUGAUGGCAGGUCCUUAGUAGCUCGCUUUCAUGUUUUUUCUUGGAGUUAGUGCCCGUGUAAUUACUUCUCUGCACUCCGCUGACCACUUCUCUCAUCUGACUCUUAACAAUGAUCGCUGAAGGUCACGUUUCAGCGCGACUCACUUGUCCAGCCAUUGUGCAUCUUGUCUUUUGCGACCGUGACAUGGUUUGCAGAUAACUUUCACACUUUUUAACAAUAGCAGGGAUGAUAUUAACUCACGUGUUUUGAUCUGUAGACUACUUUUAGUCCGAUUUAAAGCCGAACCGGACUAUGACUUGGUCUAAACUUUGCUCUACGCUCCAGCGGAUGACCCAGUGAGAAGUGUCAAAUCAUAUGUAGUUUAAUCGUGUCAGCCGGAAGAUGUUAGGAAGUCCGUCUAACAACGGCGGCAUCAGAAUGCUGGCGCCCCCGGCUCCGAACGACGACAGGCGCGUAGAGUUCGUGGCUCUCACCGCUGUCCACACGGAGAGAAGCGAGCCAUCCACCCCGGAACGCGGACACCCGUCUCAUCGCACGGGUCUGCUGGGCACCCCGCUGCCCGGGCCGCCCGGACCCCGGGGCAACACGUCCGCUUCAAGCAAGCGCUACAGAAAGUUGCAGAACUGCCUGUACAACGUGCUGGAAAGACCAAGAGGAUGGGCAUUCAUCUACCAUGCAUUCAUUUUUCUGCUGGUGUUCAGCUGCUUGGUGUUGUCUGUGUUCUCCACCAUCCCCGACCACCACAAGUUUGCCAACCAAGGCCUCUUCAUCCUGGAGUUUGUGAUGAUUGUGGUGUUUGGGUUGGAGUACUUCAUCAGGAUCUGGGCGGCUGGUUGUUGCUGCAGAUACCGUGGAUGGCAGGGACGGCUGAGAUUUGCCAGAAAGCCCUUCUGUGUCAUAGACUUCAUAGUGUUCGUGGCAUCGCUGGCAGUGAUCGCUGCAGGUACGCAGGGUAACAUCUUUGCCACCUCGGCCCUGAGGAGCAUGCGCUUCCUGCAGAUUUUGCGUAUGGUUCGAAUGGACCGACGGGGAGGCACCUGGAAGCUACUGGGCUCAGUGGUUUACGCUCACAGCAAGGAGUUGAUUACAGCCUGGUACAUAGGUUUCCUGGUCCUGAUCUUUGCCUCCUUCCUCGUCUACCUGGCAGAGAAAGACAUCAACUCAGAUUUCAACACCUAUGCAGACUCCCUCUGGUGGGGGACUAUUACUCUGACUACUAUUGGCUAUGGUGAUAAGACCCCUCGUACCUGGCAAGGACGGCUCCUGGCUGCAGGCUUUGCUCUUCUGGGAGUCUCCUUCUUCGCUCUGCCUGCUGGAAUUCUGGGCUCAGGCUUUGCCUUGAAGGUGCAGGAGCAGCACCGGCAGAAGCACUUUGAGAAGAGGAGGAUGCCUGCUGCCAACCUGAUACAAGCUGCAUGGCGUCUCUACUCUACAGAUGCCAAACACUCCUAUCUAACAGCUACAUGGUACUUCUAUGACAGCAUGUUGCCUUCGUUCAGAGAACUGACGCUACUGUUCAGUCACCUCCAGCGACAGCGUAACACCAAGAAGGUUCUUCACAACUCCUACCACACGCUGCUGUCUGGGCUGCGGCCCUACAGCUCCCCCUACCUGUCGGGGGACAGUCAACUCCUUUCUAAAAAGCGGGGUCUCUUCCGGAUUCACGCUGGCCGCAAGCAGAGUAAAAUGGGCUUCCGGGAUAGGAUCAGAAUGAACAAUUCCCGAUCAUCCCAAACCAUUCGGAACAAGGCGUCACCGCUGCCCCCGGGCUCCGGUGUCCGACGCUCUCCCAGCCAGGAGAACGUCCCCGAGGCCACCAGCCCGGGGAAAGUCCAGAAGAGCUGGAGCUUUAAUGACCGCACACGCUUCCGCACCUCGCUUCGCCUCAAACCGCGACCUCCUGCUGAUGUGGAGGGUGUUGGGGAGGACAGUGUUGAAGACAAACCCUAUUGUGACGUGGCAAUGGAGGAGGUAAUCCCAGCAGUGAAGACACUUAUACGAGCUGUCAGGAUCUUAAAGUUCCUUGUGGCCAAGAGGAAGUUUAAGGAGACGCUGCGUCCGUAUGAUGUGAAGGACGUCAUAGAGCAGUACUCCGCUGGACACCUGGACAUGCUGGGCCGCAUCAAGAGUCUGCAGAUGCGCGUGGACCAGAUAAUUGGACGAGGAACUGUUCAGCCAGAUAAGAAGGCACGCCCUGAGAAAGGAGAGAAGACGCCGCCAGAACUGGACCCACUGGAUGAGCUAAGCAUGAUGGGACGUGUAGUCAAGGUGGAGAAACAGGUACAGUCCAUAGAGAACAAGCUCGACCUCCUGCUCAAUUUCUACUCCCAGUGCCUAAAGAAAGGCUCAUCCCACUUUACCCUGACCUCCCUCCUGGACCCUGACCUGACAUCUGACUACCACAGCCCCACGGACCAAAGAGACCUCUUCCCCUCUGCUAACACGCUCAACAUCUCCGAAAGCGGCAACUUGGAAUGACAGUGAGCUGAGCAGUCUGGGGAUUUGUGUGUGUGUUAUGGGGUGGGGGGCUGUUCGAACACUGACACAAACCCUUUACAGUGCGUCUUCCUUAGGCUGAGCCCUCACUCCGAGCACCCUGAACUACACAUCUGUCUCAAAUCUGCAUCCUCGUCCACUUUGUUUAAAUGUUUCCACAGCUGAUACAGGCAGACACCACCAGAUGGCUCCACCUCAGCCAAAGCUGCUCACCGGACACCCCUCUCAGCACCACUACAUGAGAUGGAGAGGACACACGAUCAACUUUUACUUGACUACUGAACCACUUUCACCCACUCACCUCAUGCUUUAUAUCUAUGCCUACUUUGAAGCUACAACUGUAGAUAAUCAGACUCCGAGCUUUGAAGUUUUGUAAAUCUUUGGAGAAAUCUUGUCUCUUUUUCACCCCCAUCCUCAUUUCUGUUUUAUCUUGGCUGCUUGAAUCGACUGAGAGUUUUCUGACUCAGCUCACAGUUCUGCAAGUGCCAUGUCAAUCAUUUGUUCAAUACCUUAGCAUCACAAUUCUUGAUACUGGUGAUGAAUGUAUUGGGUACCACCUGAAAAUUUUGCAUUCGCACCACCAGAAAAACAAAUAAAUAACUAGAGGAGCUGUGGACACAAAUAAUCUGCUCCUUUGGACUUGGACGGGCAGCAAACUGGGCUGAGAGCCACCUCGCCAAAGCACAGAGCCUCCGCGGUACACCUUCCCACCCAGUUUUAAAAGUGUAAAUCCUGCGUUAAUCGCCCAAACUUUUCACAUGAAAACAGAGCUGGAAGAAUGUGUUGGAGUGACUGAUGUGUACUGUAAACUGUUUGUUUUCCUUCUCUCAGAAGUUCUUUCUCCAACAAGCCCACUUGCAAAAAAAACCCCAUUAUUUCCUGUUUGGCUGGCAUUCAAGUGUGGAAAUUUUCACACUUAUUUAGGAUUUAAUAGAGCCAAGAUGUCCUUUCAUGGGUCUGCAAUCCUUCCUUUGCAGUGUUUGAAAGGCUGUUGUUCCUCUUUAUGUGAAUUUGUUUUUAACGUGCCCUUUAAAACUCUCUGUCUUGCAGCCCGCCCUCCAAACAUGCAUGUUCCUCAGAUGAGUCCUGUAGAUAAAACCUCAUUCAUCCUCAGACAGAAUUUCAGCAUUUAUGUCACACUGUCUGCACUGCUCCUUACAGCUCACACCAAACCUCAGGUCAGGUUUAACCGUGUCAGCUGGUUCAGACGGUCAGUAAAACUUCACAACCUUUCUUUACAGGAGGAUACCUCUCACUCUUACAGUCAUCAGAUGCUACAUGCACUCGCAGAAACUUUUUGGCCAGUUUGGUGCAGUUUUAGUCAACGAAGAACCCGUAAGGCGUCCAGAUCUAAAGCAUGAAUUCCAGGCCAUUGUCCUCAUGAAUGCACGUGUCUUAGGAAAUGGUUCCAGCCUUACAGCUUCACCACAAACAGGCAGUGUGCAGGGACGGGCUCCAGUCAUCACUAGUAAGUGUUGCUGACUGUCCUUGCCAGUCGUCUUUACUCUCUUCUGUCUUUUUCUGGUUCUUUCUUGGAGAUGUGUGAUGCACGGGAAAUGCUCCGUGCUCGUGGACAAAACUGGAGAGUGCAUACAGGCACACACACACACAAACAAUGAAAGCAAUUUCUUUACUUAAAAACUCUGGCACUUGAUGAAUAUGACACGUUUUUUGUCAUGUAUAACUUUAUCAUUUUGUUUUGAUUUCUUUACUGUAAUUAUGUCCAUGUGUUCGAUUUUGUGUAACCGAAAACAUCAAAUUUCUAUGUUGUUUUUUAAAUGAUUUUUUUCUUUUUUUUUUGGUUGUUAAAGUGAAUGUAGGGUUUAAGUUAAUAUAUUUAAUUCAAUUAGAUAUAAUCUUUAAAUAAAUGUAGCAUUUUUGUCAUUUUAAAUCAUGGAGGACACAACUGUAACGACACUAGCCGAUCAGGUUCACACGCGCACGUGACUCGCAGAGCUCAUAUGUAUAUUUUUUUAAAUGUCAUCAGAUAAUUGCUGCCAGUUUCAACUAGGAAAACAUUCGUCAGACUGUAUUUGGCCAGUGAAAACAGUUCUUCUGUCCCUGCAAGUGACUCAUUUAUUUGGUUCAGUCAUGCCAGUUGACUCAGGUGCUCCACUUCUCCAUUCAAGCCAGGCCUAGACUUCAAACAGUGAAUGUACUUCAUUGCUCGGCCUAUUUAGAUCUAUUUAUUUUAGAUCUAAUCUUCUUGCUGCCAUGAGGGAUAAAAUGGCACUUCAGAGCUCGCUGUUGGCACCAUAAAAUCGUUGCUUUCAUUUCAUAGAGAAAUGCUUGGUAGCUUUAUUCUUUGGCCUAACUUUUAAACAGAGAAGCCUCAUUAAUAGAGGCACGGUUACACUGAACAGUACUGUCACGCCAUUGUCACCUGGAAUGUUGAGCUUCAUGAAAAUGUAUGUGAGACCACUGUAUUGCAUGUUGUUGUUUGUAGUGGCCCCAGUAUUAGAAAAAAAAAUAUUACGGAUGUCUUCUGUAAAGUUUUGAGUCAAGACAUGAAAGGAAAUGACCUGUGCCUUCUAUGUCCUCAUUCUGUAACUGAUAUGGUGCGGCUUUCUAUCUCAAACUGAAAUAUUAACGCUGCUUUGAAGACGACAGUGUUUCAUAUAAAUAUCACGUGUGGAUACCCAUCCUCUUUUUUGCAAAACGUUGACCUAACUAGAAACUAUCAGAAAAUUGUUAUGAACAAAUAGUUUUUAGGGAUGUUAGUCUUUUAUGACUGUUGCAACCUUUGGUAUUUUCUGAGAAUAUUACUGUAUAUUCAGCAUAUCAUUGUAACUCUGCCGGGACCUCCUCGCAUCGACGCCCUUACUGUAUUUUAAACGCCUGUCAGAUCUGGAGGCUGGAGGCAUGGACUCUUGUAUCACCACAAGGAAACUCUGCAGGCUUGUCUCCUUUCGUAAGCAUGUCACAUAAAUCAGAAUGGCUUCCACACAACUACCUCUGAGGCCACUAGGGGGCGCUAGUCUAGGAAACCAAGUAUGAGAAACAGUAACUGAUUGUCUAACUGACUGAAUGCUAUGCAUGACUCAAUCUGCACGUUCUCUUUUCUCUUUUCACUCACUUGUUCUUCUUCAUGACGUCCUCACCAUCCAUCGUUCACUGACUUGCUGCCAUUUGACAUUCCAGCUCGUUGCCCUUUAACGGCUCUUAGGUAUCGGAACUGUUGUUCAAAUGAAACACGAACUGAUCAAAGCAAUAAGCAAAAUGCUGACCUAACAAAGUCUUCCAAUUCCAAUCGAUGUAGCUACUGGUUGAUGACAUAUGGCGCUUAUCUUACUUUCUAAUCUAAUGCACACCUCUACAAAAUGUGUAUCUGCUGAGGAUAAAAUUAGCUCACUUGACUAACUUAUUAAUUUAUUUGUUUCAAUAAAGCUCUUUGGACUGUA
This is a messenger RNA of Toxotes jaculatrix (banded archerfish), 6185 nucleotides long. RefSeq names its product potassium voltage-gated channel subfamily KQT member 4. Gene Ontology annotation, cellular component: membrane. The coding region runs from base 670 to 2766 and encodes 698 amino acids. The record is from RefSeq and is a predicted model, not a curated record. The transcript is spliced from 15 exons. Lineage: Eukaryota; Metazoa; Chordata; Actinopteri; Toxotidae. Gene Ontology annotation, molecular function: voltage-gated potassium channel activity. Gene Ontology annotation, biological process: transmembrane transport; potassium ion transport.